Messenger RNA from Actinia tenebrosa (Australian red waratah sea anemone), 6074 nucleotides. Its product is annotated as plasma membrane calcium-transporting ATPase 4. NCBI's taxonomy places the organism in Eukaryota, Metazoa, Cnidaria, Anthozoa, Actiniaria, Actiniidae. The record is from RefSeq and is a predicted model, not a curated record. Gene Ontology annotation, biological process: regulation of cytosolic calcium ion concentration; calcium ion transmembrane transport. Gene Ontology annotation, molecular function: ATP binding; ATP hydrolysis activity; P-type calcium transporter activity. Gene Ontology annotation, cellular component: plasma membrane; intracellular membrane-bounded organelle.
ACUCGUUUUCAGCUUCUGUUUGCGAGAAGCCAAGAGCUUCGGAAAAUAAGGCUGAAAAUACAUUUGAAGGCGUGUAAAGAAUACAUUUUCUGCAAUAUUACUACGCAGGGAAAGUAUCUUACGCCAGGAUUUCAUGUAAGGAGGCCGUGUCUUGAAGUAAGGGGUUCUUAGAAGGACUAAACACUCCUUGAAAUUUACUACAUUUCAAACAGGUACGGUCUUCACGGCAGACUGCCUUUCUCUGUUUAGUUCUUUAGAAUACGUGCUUGCUGUUCGAUCUCAGCAAAGAUUCUGUAUUCAUCCGAGAUUCAAUGUUUGUUUGAAAAAGACAGCCAAAGCUUGGAAUUGAAAUCAGCUGUGUUUUGCUUUGCAUGAGCCAUUUUCACAUGGUGAUUUCUGACCGACUUUAAAAGCAAGCUUACUAAAAAUACUGAGUAGCUAGCUUGUUGGACUGCCUGUAUUUGCAAGAAAGUACUCGCAAUUUCUGGUCAUCACAACUGGACUUGAGCACUAAAACCUUACAUCUGAAUCAAGCAAGACUGUCUACUUUUGGGUGACCUGUUGUUGAACUUCGAACGAGGUGCGAAGACAGUCAUUUGUCCAGUUAUCCUUUCAAGACCUGUUGUUGUCGUCGUCUUGCACACUCCCAAUACUUCCCACUAUUUUCUGUGAUUUAAAAAGGUGUAGUAGUCGAAGCAAUGGAGGACGAAUUGAAGAAAGAAGAGCGUAUGUCGCUUCACUCUCACGAUUCAAUGGAUUUCAAUACCAAAGCAGAUUUUUCGGACAUUACCGUAGCCGACCUAAAGGAGCUCAUGAAAAAUCGAGGGGUGGAGGCGAAAGAAUAUUUGCUGUCCAUGGGCGGUUUACACUCACUCGUUCGUAAACUUCAUACCUCUGUCGAAAAGGGAAUAACUGGAUUCCCUGAAGAUAUCGAUCAUAGGAAAAGGACAUUUGGUUCGAAUGUUAUUCCUGCGAAACCCCCUAAGACCUUCCUAGAGUUCCUUGUCGAUGCAUUCAAAGACACUAUUCUUAUUAUUCUGAUGAUUGCUGCUGUUGUGUCUUUGCUGUUAGGAAUCUUUGCUCCUGAAGACUGUGGAGGCCACGAGGAUAAUACUGGUUGGAUCGAUGGCUUUGCAAUUAUUGUGGCAGUUUUCAUAGUAGCUUUUGUAACUGCUAUAAACGAUUACCAGAAGGAACAACAGUUUCGAGGACUGCAAAGUAAAAUAGAAGGGGAGCACAAAUUUACUGUCAUUAGAAAUGGAGAGCCCAAGGAAAUUCUUAACAGUGAGAUAGUAGUGGGAGAUUUAUGCCAAAUUAAGUAUGGAGAUCUACUUCCAGCUGAUGGUCUUGUCGUACAAAGCAAUGAUAUCAAGGUGGAUGAAAGUUCCCUCACUGGAGAGUCAGAUAUGGUCAAGAAAGGUGACAAGGAUCCACUCUUCCUAGCUGGUACUCACGUUAUGGAAGGAAGUGGAAAAAUGAUAGUAUCAGCUGUUGGACUCAACUCACAGUCAGGCAUAAUAUUCAGUUUGCUUGGUGCUGCGGAUGUUGAUAAAGCUGACGGUGGAGAAGAAGCUCCUCCACAGUCGCCAGGCAUCAAGGGGGCCAGUGGCAGUUGUGAUUUCGAAGAUGUCAAUUUAGAUGAUGAUAAAGAGUCAUCCUCAGAAAAUGGCAAAAGAAAAGAAGAAAAGCAGGAGAAAUCUGUAUUGCAGUCCAAGCUCACAAAAUUGGCAGUGACCAUUGGUUGGUUUGGAGUUGCAGCAGCUCUGUUGACUAUCUUGGUAAUGGUCCUCCAGUUUAGUAUACGCAAGUAUGCUAUGGAGAAAGCAAGUUGGAAUAAUAAGCAUUUAAAUGCCUAUGUAAAUGCAUUUAUUACUGGCCUAACUGUGUUGGUAGUGGCAGUCCCAGAGGGACUACCUCUAGCUGUUACUAUAUCUUUAGCCUAUUCAGUAAAGAAAAUGCUGGAUGACAACAAUUUGGUUAGACAUUUAGAUGCAUGUGAGACCAUGGGAAAUGCUACUGCAAUCUGUUCUGACAAAACUGGCACUCUUACUACCAAUCGUAUGACUGUAGUUCAAAUUUUCGUGGCUGACACUCAUUACAAGAGUAUUCCAAAGGGUAGUGAGUUACCAACAGAAGUGGUAGAAAUCCUGUGUAAAGGAAUAGCAUUGAACAGCAGCUAUGCAACUAAUAUAAUGCCUCCAGGACCAGAAUCACGGGAAACUUUACCAACACAGAUUGGAAACAAAACUGAAUGUGCUCUAUUGGGUCUUAUACUGGAUUUAGGAGACACCUAUCAGUACUACAGAGACAACUUUCCAGAAUCAAGCUUUGUCAAGGUGUUUACUUUUAACUCUGCACGAAAAUCCAUGUCAACUGUUAUAAAGCUAAAGGAUGGUGGAUACCGGUUGUUUUCCAAAGGAGCAUCAGAGAUGGUGCUAAAACAGUGCAGCCACAUAUUAGAUUCCAAAGGAACACCCACACCUUUUGGUCGACAAGAUCGUGAAAACUUGGCAAAAAAUGUAAUUGAGCCUAUGGCUAGUUAUGGGUUGAGAACCAUCUGUCUAGCUUACAGAGAUUUCCAUCCUGAGAAUGAUACAGACAUAGACUGGGAUGAUGAGGCUAAUAUUGUGACAAAUUUGACUUGUAUUGCCAUUGCUGGCAUUGAAGAUCCUGUCAGAGAUGAGGUACCAGAUGCCAUUCUUAAGUGCCAACAAGCAGGAAUAGUUGUUCGUAUGGUGACUGGUGAUAAUGUUAACACAGCCAGGUCUAUUGCCAGUAAAUGUGGUAUCCUUCAGGCUGACAAAGACUUCCUUGUUUUGGAUGGAAAACAAUUCAAUAUGCUAAUUAGAGAUAAGGCAGGAAGGGUGAAUCAGAAAAAGUUUGAUGAAGUUUGGCCCAAACUUCGGGUUCUAGCUCGUUCAUCUCCUCAAGAUAAGUACACUCUUGUCAAGGGAAUCAUUGAUAGCAAGCUCAACCCAGCCAGAGAAAUUGUUGCAGUAACCGGAGAUGGGACAAAUGAUGGCCCAGCAUUGAAAAAGGCAGACGUUGGUUUUGCAAUGGGUAUUGCUGGCACAGAUGUGGCAAAGGAAGCUUCAGACAUUAUACUAACAGAUGAUAAUUUCCGAAGUAUUGUGAUGGCUGUUAUGUGGGGCAGAAAUGUUUAUGACAGUAUUUCGAAGUUCCUUCAGUUCCAGCUUACUGUGAACUUGGUUGCAAUAACUAUUGCAUUUGUUGGUGCAUGUACUGUAGAGGUCAGUCCUUUAACAGGAACACAGCUACUCUGGGUUAACCUUAUUAUGGAUUCCUUUGCAUCGUUGGCCCUGGCAACAGAACCUCCAACAGAAGAUCUAUUAACAAGAAAGCCAUAUGGACGUAACAAGCCAUUGAUUUCACGUACGAUGAUCCGCAACAUACUAGGGCAUGCAAUCUAUCAGUUGAUAGUGCUGUUUGUCUUGAUAUUCAAAGGGGAUGACUUAUUUGAUAUCGAGUAUGGAUUUGAACCUACAACCAGGUGUAAACCCACCCCUCAUUCUGCUAUCAUCUUCAAUACCUUUGUAAUGAUGCAGCUCUUCAAUGAAAUCAACUCUCGUAUGGUGCAUGGAGAAAGAAACGUAUUCAAGGGGAUCUUUAGAAAUCCUAUAUUUGUUGGAAUAUUUGUUGGCACAUUUAUUGUCCAGAUUUUGCUGAUAGAGUUCACAGGAAAGGCUUUCCAUGUACAUGGUCUUACUUGGGAAGAAUGGAUGUGGACAGUUUUUCUUGGAUUCAGUUCCUUGAUAUGGGGACAGCUAGUUCUUACCAUCCCUAAGAACUCCUUUCCCAAGCUUUGUCGCUUUGGUAGGGGAGGGGUACCUUUGGCUACAAUCGUUGAACCUGAUGGAGCCAGGGACAGCCGUGCUAGGAUAUUAUGGAUUCGUGGUCUUACUCGACUUCAGCAUCAGAUACGUGUUGUGAACGCGUUCCGCAGCGUUAUCGAUGGCCGAAGUCAAAGAGCCAUUGCUUCACCAGCCGUAUUCAACUCUCUUCUUGCGCCUGUGCGCACAGCUAUGGUUAUUGAUGAAAAUCAGUAUUCAUUAGACAGGUCUGAUGGCAAUUCUCCUCGUUAUGCCAGCAUCGAAACAGCCUUUUAGAUCAUGUAUUAGUCAUAUAUAUACACAUAUAGUCGUACAUGGAAGAUAAUCAGUAAUAGGUGACGAUGUCAGUACUUGAGCAAAAUUUAUUAUUACUAUAUGGCAAUCACGGACUGCAAGUUGAUUGCCGUAGGGAAUUUGGAAACACAAAACAGGGCUUAUUAGAAUCUAUAUCAGUUGUGUCCAAAGAAAGAAAAAAUAAUUUGGUUUGGGAAAAUCAGACCUUUACAUUUUCAGUUAUGAUUUCGGUGCUUUUUAUGGUGUCUUUAUUUGUAAAGACGACAAAUUGGAUUAGCUAAACGUCAUUAACAUCUGUGCUCUGUCCCACUCGAUUGUUAUCAACGCAGAUAAAAAUUCGCAAAAUUGCAGAUCGACAGUUCUUGGCGGUAAUUCUGUUAUCGAUUCUGACAAGAUUAAUAUUUUCAUUUUGUAAAGAAAAGACUCAUGCCUUCAUAGCAGUCUACUGUUAUGACGGCCAAUAUUACGAGUAUUUGCCUGAAAAGUUUGUUCUUUUUUUAGAUAUGAUGUUUGUUCUCGUACUGACACGUUCACCCAAAUAAUCAUUCAUAACCAUUAACACGGUGCAGUAACACUAAUUCAACAAAUUAGUCGUAACAAAUCAGUUUUCCAUAUCCCAUAUUGGUAGUAAAUAAUUAACAUUCUUGUAAGAAGAGUAGGGGAGUUUAGAUGGGGCUGUAUUUUUGUUGGAAGUUUCUUUAAAUUGCAUACAAAUUCCAAAAAUGGUUUGAACAAUUCCAAGUACACGUUUUUUCGCCUGUUUUAGUGGUAAAUUGGUUAAUUUUUAAGUAUCAGUUUGCAAAUUUUCUGUUAGUAGCUAUGAAAUCAAUUGAACUCGGAGCAGUCAGAUCCUUCAGUGAACAUUAGAAACUAGUUUUCAUUGAAUUUCAUAAACGGUCUGAUUUUUGGACGCACAGUACGUAUUUUUUAUUUGCUAUUAGAACCAAAUAAAUUCAAAUGUACCGCAUUGGUGUAUAGUGUUCGAUAUGAUUGAGAAUCUCUCCUUUACCUAUCUCUUUUAAGCAGACCAAGAUCUAUUUCAUUUCAUCUACUAAUAUCUAACGCUAAAUAUUAACCCACUCUCGUUUAGUAUUCAAUUUGUUGGUACACCUUAGUAUCUAACAGUUUUUCUUCAUUUUUUUCUUCUUUCUUCAAUCACACGAAUAUGUCGAUGCAAUGCUAAUCCAACCUCUUUCCUACAUCAUGCUCUCCUCACUCAACUAUACCCUUAACUCUUUUGGGUGAACCAUUUGCUACAACUGUGUCAAUCUUUUUCUUUGUUUUCUAUCUGGUUCAGCUUUACUGAAGCUCUUCUUUUGACUAGGUAGUGUGACAAGGGUAUGAUGCCAUCCAAUCCCUGAAGACUCUUAUCAGAAAUCAUGUGUUAUUCACUGCUGUAACUAUCAGGAUCUUUGUGAUUUCUUGAUGAUGACGGCAUUGGAAUAUGAAAUAUGGCCAUGGCUUGGAUUAUAUGGAACCUUUUUCAUUAACUGAUAUUCUCAUUAACAUUACGUAACUAUGUACCAAUGUCACUAGUCUUCUUCUGGCUGUCCUUUUCUACUGCGGAUAAUACAUCAUACUAUGUGAUACAAGUAUCUAUUGGGCUACCUGUGGUAUUGCAUACACCUGCAUACAGAUCCAUAUGAUUAAUUCGGCUUGUCUAAAGGAAUUGUAAAUAUUCUAUUAUAAUCCGUAUACUCCGUAUUAGAUUUAUGAUCCAAUAAUUUAAUUUCGACUAUUGUUCAUAAAUUGUCAUUAGCAAGGUGAUUGUGACAUAUAUUAAAAAAAUGCUAAAUAAUAAUGUUCCCGCAAAGCUGCUGCGUUACUUGGUGCUCGGCUAGAUAAAUAAUUGAUCAAAUGUACUACUAAUAGUUGAUACAAAUUAUUUAUGAGUAUAUCUUAUUAAAUUGAGUUCACUUUGAGGACAAA